Molecule: messenger RNA, 3734 nt
Organism: Linum trigynum
Lineage: Eukaryota; Viridiplantae; Streptophyta; Magnoliopsida; Malpighiales; Linaceae
Source: the annotation of a GenBank genome assembly
CAACGAGUCCUUGGUGGUGAAUGAUAUGAGUUCCUUUAUCCAUGAACUGACUGUCUUACUUCCACUACUUCUCAUGAUCCUGGCUUGAGUCUAGUACUCGCAUUGAGAGAGAUAGGGAAUGUCUUAGAAGACCAGUUGACCUCGUAAGCUGCUAUAUGAUCUAGAAAAUCCUCUACCGACGAUCGGGGUUGUUUGUUGCUAUAGAGGUCUGGAGAGUUGCAUUGGUUUGAGUCAGGUUUGCUUGGGGACAAGCAAACGGUUAAGUGUGGGGGAGUAUGAUAGACCAUUGAAUACACAUGUUUUUACCCCUAUUCUUGAGCCGUUUGAGAUGUCGAUUCCCGUGUUUUAGGCCGAUUUCACGCUAGGUUGUUCUUGUUUGUGAUAUUUCAUAUCCUAGUACGUGAAUGAAGGUUUAGGAACGAGUUCGGGGUCGAUUGGACGAAGUUUGGACGCUUGGCGAGAAGCUGAGAAGCCACACAGGCAUGCCCAAAAGCCACACGGCCGUGUGGGAGACCCUCUGUGGCCGUGUGAAGGCUCGGCAAAAGCCACACGGGCAGCCUGGACACUCACACGGCCGUGUGGGUCGUGGCCGCGUAGGAAGCCUGAAGUCACUAAACGAAACGCCGCAUUUUUCAAAGCCACACGGGCAGCUGGGGAAGUCACACGGCCGUGUGGCCUGGUCGUGUGAGUCGGGAUUUCUGGUUUUAAGCCAAUUUUCAGCAAAGGAGAAGGGAGAUCCGAGUUUUAGAGAGACAGAGCGAUUCCUUGAGAGAGAAAGCGACGAACAAGAGUUCCCAAGUUCCCUAGCUUGAUCUUCAUCACCAUUGUAGCCCGGCUUGAGCUCGGAGAAGUGCCGAUCGACAACCAGGAGCAGAAAUCCAUCCUUCACAGUAUGGUUUCCGCAUCUGAAUCUGCUUUUGCUUCUUUAUCCAUGGAGUAGUUCUCCCAUUCAUCUGGGUAUGGAGAACCCUAGAUUUGUAUGUUAGGUCUGAUUGUAUGAACCCAAGUACAGAUUCUAUGAUUUGAUUAUAUUCAAUUGAGGUUUGAAUGAUUGAAUGGCAUGAAUCCUGAUCAAAUUCCUGUUGUUUCUGCUUUAACCUAGAAAGAGAAUAUCUGCCUAGGUUGAUAGAGCACCCUUAAUUGAAGGUAGUGAAUUGGCGACUUUAGUCGAGGAGCCAGUUCACUAUUCUGUACCGAAGUUACUUCGGUAGAGGAGGUUUUGUUCGUUAGGGCCUCAAUCUGUUUACUCUGGUAGAGGUUAGUCGCCCGCUAGAGACUCAGAUUGAGAGGGUCUGGAGACCUUUAGUCGAGACUUCAGACUGUUUAAGAACCUUCCGCAGUAUAACUUUCAAAGAAACUGAACUUGGUAAUUGCAAUCCAGCUUAACUGCAGUCUAGGGGGAACCAUAUCCGAGUGACCUCUCUCGACUUGAAACAACCGUUUAACUUGCUUUGUGUUUUUGAUUGUUUGAACCUGCACUUAAGUUUUACCACUAGAUAAUAAGAAUUCACUGAGUAGUCAUCGCAUCUAGGACCCGGGUUGACAUUAAAACCCAAACCCGCUAUACUACGCUUUAGGAAGUGGUUUCACUUGGCCAUUUUCUAGAGUGACAGUAGGAGUGAGUCAGUUGGCAACUAAAUCAGAGAGGUCCAUAAGGAACCCAAAUCGAUCACUUGCAGAAUAAGAUGAGUGUAAAGGGGAUAAAUUCUACGCCUUACGGUAUUUGAGUUUUUGAGAUUGAUUGAUGUGUGCCAUGCUUGCCUUUGUGUGUUUCUAUGAUGUCAUGUGAGUUUGUGUGAAUAUGCUUUCAAUUGUGUGUUAUUGCAUGCUUUACUUACAAGUAAGUUCAGGUUUAAGAAACAAGUACUUUUUAAGAAGUAACUCACCUUCAAGAAGGUGAAGACGUUUUAAGUGUUUUUAGUCACUAGUGUCAGUUAUGCUCUUGAGAUCUUCGAGACAGAGCAGCAGUUAUGCUCUUGAGAUCUUCGAGACAGAGCAGUAGUUAUGCUCUUGAGAUAUUUAAGUUGCGCAACAGUUAUGCUCUUGAGAAUCGUGGUGAAGAGCCACCACGAUAAGUUUAAGAUGUUAAGGGGAUAAAUCGUUACGACUUUCCUAACUAAGUUUAAGUUUAAGGAAAACAUGUAUGGCUUCUCAUACGUAUGAGUUGGCAACCGGACUAGCUAGUGAGGAAUCCCCGUGUCAGUCAAGAAUUUAAGUUGAGAUUUGAGCUUUAAGGGCACAAUUUUAAGAGUUAAGAUUUUUAAUAGUGGAAGUCCAAAACAACUUCCACCAAGUUAAGUUAAAUGAUCAAGUAUUAGAAAUUUCCAAUCGUAAGGGCGUAGACUGACCCCAACUCACUCACCAGUUUAAAAAGGAAGAGCUAGAGGAGCAGUUAGAGGGCAGCGAGAGCGAGAGAAACAGUUCUAGGGGAUCCAUCUGGAGGAGGACGGUACGAGCAUCGAGGAGGACGUCUGCGUUCAUGUUGGAGCAAGCAUCCGCAUAGACUUCUAGUUAUUGUACUUUAUGUUUAGUAGUAAGACUGGAGAUUAAGAUUUUAAGGUUUGAGUUUGCCCGAAUUUUAGGGCUAUGGGUUUAAGUAAUGAAAGUUGUUUUCAGUUUUUAUUGAAGAUGAUCUACGAAAAGUUUUUGCUAUUUUUCUAAGUAUUUGCAUUUCUUAUUUUGAUUCCGCUGUUUAUCAAGGGUAUUUUGGUAAAAUUAGUACUCGGACGGGUGAGGGUGUUACAAGAUGGUAGUGACAGAGGGGGAGGGAGGCGGUGGAGGGCGCGGCAGGAGGUGGAGGAGGAUCGCGGGACGGGGGUUGAGGGAGGCGGAGGGUUAUGGGACGGUGCAACGAUGGUGGAGGGAGGAGGAGGGUCACGAGACGGUGUGGAGGCGGCGGCGGUGCAGAGCACGGUGUGCAGCAGGCCAUGACCAGGGGGAGGGGGGGCAGAGCCGUUUGCGGGAGAGAGGGAGGAGUUAGAGUUUUUUCACUUAUAUGAGGGGUCUAUAAUUGAGUGUGGUAAGUUUUUUUCAUUUCAAAAAUACCUUUCGUUUAAUUUUAAUAAUUAAUUUAAAAAAAAGAUAUAAGAGAGAGAAAAUAUCCGAUGACUACAAAAUGGAUUGUGGAUCUCACAACCCCUUAGGGGAUUGUAACCGUAUCCCCUCUCUAGAUUCUGGAAGAAAAUCCUGCAAUUUUAUGAAUAAUAUAUUAGACAGCGAACCAAAAAAACUUACGUAGUCUCCCUAUACAUCAAUGAAAACAGUCUAACGGAGAUUACAACUUUUUUUCAUUUCAAAAAUAUCAUAACAAGAGUGAUUAAAGGAGAGAUAAAGUAGACUCUUAAUAAUUAAAAAUAACAAUAAACUAAAUCAACUUUCUAGUCAACCAAAAUGUUACUCAUGUCAUGCUCUCUCCCCUUCAUUUCCCCAUCAAUCAUAAAUGCUCCACAUUUUUUCCCCUUUCACCUAAGAUUUUAGUUCUUUUUCCACAGAAAAAUCUAAUUUAAGGAGACUCAUAGAAUGAUGCUCUUUGAUAUGUUUUGAAAUAAAAGGUUCUUCCAUUGAUAGUUCGGUUGCAUACGAACUACCGUGUGUCGUUGUUCUCGGUUUUGUAAUGUAGUUUCAUUUGCUUACCCCUUCUUGGCAUAUUUUGGAAAAAAUACAGUAUUCAUGCACAAAUGAAUUGUCAGGGCGGUGCACCAACCAGACACGUAUAAUUAAUUGUGAUUAUGUUA